UGGGACUUGAAAUUACUCACAAUGGCGGUUAAACAACAAGUUCGGCAUGCCCUGACACUAACGAGUUUGCUUUUAGCGUUUCUACUCCAACCAUGUCGGACUUUUGCCGCAGAACUGACGUGGGAUCAGAACGGCUACGUGUUGUACUGCCCGUGCAUGGGUCGCUUUGGGAACCAGGCGGACCACUUCCUGGGAUCCCUCGCCUUUGCGAAGAUGUUGAACCGAACCCUGGCGGUCCCUCCCUGGAUAGUGUACCGCCACCACACACCCCCUUACACCAACGUCCAUGUUCCCUACAGUGAGUUCUUCCAGCUGGAGGCUCUGUCUGCCUUUCACCGCGUGGUCAGCUUGGAGGACUUCAUGGAGAAGCUGGCGCCCGAACACUGGCCCUUGAGGCAGAGGAGAGCCUACUGCUUUGAGACUGCCGCGCAGCGAAGUGUGGACAAGAAGUCUUGCCCCAUGAAGGAUGGGAACCCGUUCGGUCCGUUCUGGGACUACGUCGGUGUGGACUUUGAUGCGUCAGUCUUGUUCUCUGGCAUUUCCUUUAGUGGCCACCACCAACCUCAGUGGAUGAAGAAGUUCCCCCCCUCGGAGCACCCAGUGCUGGCGAUGCCUGGGGCUCCUGCCCAGUUCCCGGUGACGGAGGAGCACGUGGGCCUGCAGCGCUACGUGGUGUGGUCGGACAAGAUGGUAGAGGAGGGAGAAAAGCAUAUCGCCGCCCUGCUGACCAGGCCAUACGUUGGCAUUCACUUGAGGAUUGGUGUCGACUGGCAAAAUGCCUGCAAGAUGCUGAAGAGCGGCGAAGCAGGGCCUCACUUCAUGGCCUCUCCGCAGUGCGUUGGCUACAACCGCCAGACCGCCCUGCCCCUCACCAUCACCAUGUGCCUCCCCGACCUGGCGGAGAUCUGCAGGGCCGUCAAGCUGUGGGCGAAGAGGACCUCCGCCCGCUCCGUCUACAUCGCCACUGACUCCGAGUCCCACAGCAGGGAAAUUGAAAAGUUCCUCGAGGGCAAGGUGAAAGUGGUGACCCUCGAGCCGGACUCGGCCCAAACAGACCUGUACAUCUUGGGACAGGCGGACCACUUCAUCGGCAACUGCGUCUCCUCCUUCUCCGCCUUCGUAAAGCGAGAGCGGGACGUCGGCCGCCUCUCGUCCUCCUUCUUUGGCAUGGACAGGCCUGGGAAAUCAAAUCCCAAAGAAGAACUCUAGGUGUGAGGGUGACGCUGUCGCCACCUCCAGACGCACGGGGGGGGCAAGUGGAAGGCGGAGAAUAUUUAUACGUGACGGCCCGUAAAGACCCAUCCUAUUUCCGAAUGGGUUUUAAUCCACGAGGAAAGGAGGAAGGACUUAUGAAAUAUGAUGCAGCGGUGCCAAUGCUGUGACCUGGACACUUUAUUUGAGUCUGUUCCCUGCUUGAAAAUCCAGUAUCUGCGUUUCCAAGACUUGGAUUCCACCUGCUUCUGUUUACUCUGCAAAAGCAAGUUUUUUUUUUUCUUUUCCAUCACAGAAACUUUUCCCAAUCCCAUUUAGCUUCCACCGCAGUCUGCGGCCGCGACCGUGUAUUUAAGUGCCGGCAUUGUAGCAGGAGCUCCGGUGACUCGUCCGGCAAUCAUGUGCUCCUCUUUUGCCCUCUUCUCGUACUCUACCCCACCUUUUCCAUCCCUCCUUUCCUUCUCCAGCUCGCUCGCUCUUUUCCUCUGCCACUCCAUUCCAAGGCGAGCACAGUAAGCCGAUCCUCCUGCACAUACUAAUUAUAGGGAGGAAAAAGGAGACCCUCUCUGCACCUCAAUUCCUUUUGGGACCAAAAUGCUGACGAAAAUGUGUGGAACCUCGUACUGAAUGUUGGGGUGGGGGGUGUCUUGUUAUUCAGUGAGUGUGAAUGGAUGUUUCUGGGAUGUGUUGCACAGGCUGAGUUAAUUAAAUGCAAGUGGGGGAUGUUGGGCAAGCAAAUUGUGUUAUCCUGUGUGAAAGCAGUGAAUGCACAACAUCUGAGGUUGAAUGGUUUUUAUAAUGUUUUUUUUUUCACCAAUAAAGUGAUGCACACUCA
Cyclopterus lumpus (lumpfish) is the source of this 2047-nucleotide messenger RNA. RefSeq names its product protein O-fucosyltransferase 1 (gene pofut1). Gene Ontology annotation, molecular function: peptide-O-fucosyltransferase activity. The record is from RefSeq and is a predicted model, not a curated record. Gene Ontology annotation, biological process: protein O-linked glycosylation via fucose; regulation of Notch signaling pathway; Notch signaling pathway. The coding region runs from base 22 to 1209 and encodes 395 amino acids. The transcript is spliced from 7 exons. Lineage: Eukaryota; Metazoa; Chordata; Actinopteri; Perciformes; Cyclopteridae. Gene Ontology annotation, cellular component: endoplasmic reticulum.